Molecule: messenger RNA, 2160 nt
Organism: Saccharomyces eubayanus
Lineage: Eukaryota; Fungi; Ascomycota; Saccharomycetes; Saccharomycetales; Saccharomycetaceae
Gene: KRE6
Product: beta-glucan synthesis-associated protein KRE6
Exons: 1
Coding region: 1-2160 (719 amino acids)
Biological process (GO): fungal-type cell wall organization; (1->6)-beta-D-glucan biosynthetic process
Cellular component (GO): plasma membrane; endoplasmic reticulum membrane
Molecular function (GO): glucosidase activity
Source: RefSeq, a predicted model, not a curated record
AUGCCAUUAAGAAACCUGACGGGAACACACAACUUUAGUAGCACAAAUCUGGACACGGAAGGUGCAGAUGGAGGUCGCGAUCCUCCUUCUCUUUCUCCGUCACCAUCUUUUGCACAGCUGCAUGACAAGACAGACAACAAUGCUGCUCUUACAAACCCUUUCAUAGGUAGUGACGAAGAAUCUGGUGAACGUGACGGUGAGUCUCUUUCUUCUUCUGUUCACUAUCAGCCACAGGGGAGUGAUUCUUCACUACUCCAUGAUAAUUCACGUCUGGAUAUAAGUCAAAACAAUGGCAUAUCUGAUUACAAAGGUUACUAUUCAAAAAAUAAUAGUAGAGUCGUGAGCACAGCCAACGACAACUCAUUCCUUCAGCCACCACAUAGGACUAUAGCCUCGUCUCCUUCUCUAAACUCUAGUUUCUCUAAGAACGACAUUCUCUCGCCUCCAGAAUUUGAUAGAUAUCCUUUGGUAGGUUCCAGAGUGGCUUCCAUGACCCAACUGAACAACCAAGGCCGUUCCCCGUCGUCAUCUCCAGGCAAUGAAUCAUCCGCAUCAUUCUCUUCUAAUCCAUUUUUAGGUGAACAAGAUUUCUCUCCAUUCGGUGGUUAUCCUGCGUCAUCUUUCCCACUCAUGAUGGAUGAAAAGGAAGAAGAUGAUUACUUGCACAAUCCUGACCCUGAAGAAGAAGCCAGACUAGAUAAAAGAAGGUUCAUUGAUGACUUUAAAUACAUGGAUAAAAGAUCUGCUGGUGGGUUUGCUGGUGUUUUGCUUUUGUUCAUAGCAGCUGUCUUCAUUUUUAUUAUUUUGCCGGCGCUCACUUUCACAGGUGCCAUUAACCACGGGAAAGAUGUCGAAGAAGUUUCAUAUUUAACCCUGUAUCAAUAUCCUCAAUUAUCCGCUAUUAGAACAUCUCUGGUUGACCCAGAUACGCCAGAUACUGCCAAGACAAGAGAAGCUAAAGAUGGCUCCAAAUGGGAACUAGUAUUUUCCGAUGAAUUUAACGCAGAAGGUAGAACAUUCUAUGAUGGAGAUGACGCAUAUUGGACUGCCCCCGAUGUUCACUAUGAUGCCACUAAGGAUUUAGAAUGGUAUAGUCCAGACGCUUCCACUACAGUAAAUGGUACUUUGCAAUUGAGAAUGGAUGCUUUCAAAAAUCAUGGCUUAUAUUACAGAUCAGGUAUGCUACAGAGUUGGAAUAAGGUUUGUUUCACACAAGGUGCUUUGGAAAUCUCUGCCAAUUUACCUAACUAUGGUCGUAUUUCAGGGCUUUGGCCCGGUUUGUGGACCAUGGGUAAUUUGGGUAGACCAGGUUAUCUAGCAAGUACCCAAGGUGUGUGGCCAUAUUCUUAUGAAGCAUGUGAUGCCGGUAUUACUCCAAAUCAAAGUUCUCCUGAUGGUAUUUCUUUUCUGCCGGGACAAAAAUUGAGUGUUUGUACCUGUGAUGACGAAGAUCAUCCAAACCAAGGUGUUGGUAGAGGAGCUCCGGAAAUCGAUGUUUUGGAAGGUGAAACUGACACUAAGCUUGCUGUAGGUGUAGCCUCUCAAUCUUUACAAAUCGCACCUUUUGAUAUAUGGUAUAUGCCAGAUUACGAUUUCAUUGAGGUCUACAAUUUCUCAACAACAACAAUGAAUACGUAUGCUGGUGGUCCCUUCCAACAAGCUGUGUCUGCUGUUUCCACCUUAAAUGUAACUUGGUAUGAAUUUGGCGAAUAUGCCGGUUAUUUCCAAAAGUACGCCAUCGAAUAUUUAAAUGAUGACAAUGACGGUUAUAUCCGUUGGUUUGUUGGUGAUAACCCAACCUUCACCAUUUACGCUACUGCCUUACACCCUACUGGUAAUAUUGAUUGGAGAAGAAUCAGUAAAGAACCAAUGUCAGUGGUGCUGAACUUGGGUAUCUCUAACAAUUGGGCUUAUAUUGACUGGCAAUACAUUUUCUUCCCAGUGGUCAUGUCGAUUGACUAUGUUAGAAUAUAUCAACCCAGUGAUGCCAAGUCCAUCACGUGUGAUCCAGAUGAUUUCCCAACAUAUGAUUAUAUUCAAGCGCACUUAAACGCCUACGAAAAUGCAAACUUGACGACAUGGGAAGCUGCUGGCUACACGUUCCCUAAGAAUGUCCUAACUGGCAGCUGUUCUAGUUCCAAAUUCAAACUAUCUUCGUAA